UCCUUCUUUCUCUCACUCCUUUUCUCUUUCUCGUUCACUCUCUCGCUCGCUUCCUCUCUCGCUCUCUCUCUCUCUCUCUCCCAUUCUCUCUCCCUCCCUACCAAUCUUUCUCUUUCUCUCUCUCUCGCUCCCUCCUCCUAUCCUCUCUCCAUCCCUUUUUCUCUCUCUCCUUCCCUCUCUCUCUUUCUCCCUAUUACGCUCUCUCUCUCUCUCUUGCAGUGUGUGUCUAUAGCUCCUUCUCAACCUCUUUUUUUGUUUGAUAGUCUUUCUAGUUUAUCAGCUCCUUACAUGAACUUCCUUCUUUCCUGACUCUCUUGGAUUAAACUUUGGCCUCUUUUUCAAGGUUGAAUGACAACAGACUAAGCCAUGAUAGCAAAACAAACCAAAGCAAAGUAUUUACUCUUUCACAUCACACAGAAUAGUAUUGUUAUAUUCAAUGCUGUGUGCAAUGUGACCUAUACAAUGUAUAUUGAAUUAGAGUGACUCACACAUCCAUAUUGUAAUACAAGUGCAUCAGAGUGUUAGUGUUGUAGUGCACUUAUUAAUGGAGAAAACUCCAGCACUCAGCAGCUUACAAUGCAACAUCUUUAGUUGUGAUGCUUCAGUACAAGAGCUUUGUCAGAUCACUGAUCAUUAUAUACAAGCCACUGAUUUCCAACGUCUUAAUGUGUGUGUGUGUGUGUGUGUGUGUGUGUGUGUGUGUGUGUGUGUGUGUGUGUGUGUGUGUGUGUGUGUGUGUGUGUGUGUGUGUGUGUGUGUGUGUGUGUGAGCUCCAGUAGAUCUACAAGAAUUGCACUCUCAAACGUGUGUUUGUAUAUCUAUAGAGUUUAUCAAAGACAAACUGAUAGCCUGACUAGUCCUUCUUGGCCCCACAGUCUAUGUUUAUGCAAAUGUUUUGGUAUAAAUCGUAGAUAGACUUGGAACCAGCCUAUGGGCUUGGUUGAAACAGUUUAAAAUGGUGACUUUGCAAAUAUAAGUGUGUAUUUACACACUUUUUGUGUUAGGGUACUAUUCUUAUUUUAGUGGUUUAAAUUUGAACUUAUUCAAGGCAUAUUCUAAAGAGUGCAAUCAACAACAAACCUGUUGCCUGUGACAACAAAUCAACAUGCCGCGUUGCUUGGGGCCAGCGGAACCCGGCGUAACUCUGUGACAUCACGGGGCCCGCUCCUCUAUAUAAGGCCCCGCCCCUCAGUCCACUGCUCAUUGCUGAUCUGAGAGUCGAACCGUGAGAGUGAUCUGACAGCAAGGACAGCGAUUCAAGCUAGCAAAGUGACAGAGAUAACUAUGGAGAAGAGAGUGGAGAAGAUCGGUGAUGACCCCCCCCAUCAGGAGACCCUGGCUGGGGGGGGGGACUCAUCCUCGUCGACAGGGGAAGACCACCUGGGACAGAUGGUGAGGACAUGGUUGGAGACGAUGCUGUCAACCCUCCACCCAGGCCACACCUCCACCACACGCGUGGAGGUUCUCCAACCAGGAGACCUGGAGACACUGGGUGGGGUCGAGGACAAACCAGCGUCCUCCCCCAAUCCGGACCCCUCAGACUGCUCCUCGCCGCAAGAGGAAGACCAGCUGAAACAGAUGGACUUGGAGUCUCAGGAGGAUUCUGAGUCGGUCGUGAUAUCAGAUAGUCCUGCACCCAGGCCCCAUCGCCCUGAACCCAGGCCACAAAGCCCUGAACCCAGGCCACAAAGCCCUGAACCCAGGCCACAAAGCCCUGAACCCAGGCCACAAAGCCCUGAAGCCAGGCCACAAAGCCCUGAAGCCAGGCCCCAACGCCCUGAACCCAGGCCACAAAGCCUUGAAGCCAGGCCCCAUCGCCCUGAACCCAGGCCACAAAGCCCUGAACCCAGGCCACAAAGCCCUGAAGCCAGGCCACAAAGCCCUGAAGCCAGGUCACAAAGCCCUGAAGCCAGGCCCCAAAGCCCUGAACCGGGACACCAACACCAAGACAGGCGCGAAGGCUCAAGCCCUUUUGAGGCCUGGCUGCCUCCGGUCCCAGACAGGCCCCCAAAAAAGCUCCUGUCCCGAGUCAUGGCCAACAUACAGGUCGCGAUGAGGAGCAUCCGAAAGCACAAGGUCGGGGUCACCGUGGCCGAUGAUGCCCCCCUGAGCGACGGAGAAGGGGAUGGGAAGACGGAGGCAGAAGGGGACCGCCCCGCCCCGGAGGCCGAGGGGAAGGGCCUCAGGCCAACGCUCAAUAUGUGGCUGAACGUUAGGCUGAAGGGGCGCCUGACAAAAGUGGCUGCCCUGUUCCGGUGCGGGUCAAAUGUACUGUAAAUAAAAUGUACAGAAAAAGUAUGGAUGUCAACCAUCUGAUGGGACCCGACCAUGGCCACAUCGAUGGGACUACACACUGGAGUGAAACCCCAGCUUUGUCUGAGCCAAGGUGAAUUAGACAAAGUAUGUCAAACAUCUGAUGGGACCCAACCAAGUCCUCAUCAAUGUGACAUCACACUGAGGUGUGUAGUACUUUGUUUGAUUUCACCUUGGCUAGGACGGAGCUGGAGUUUAAUUCCAGUGUGACGUCACAUCAAUGUGGACUUGGUCGGAUCCCAUGCGACGUUUGACGUGCAUACUUUGUCUGAGCCCAGGUGAAUUUAACCAAAGCAUGUAUGUUAAACAUCUGAUGGGACCCGACCAUGUCCACAUCGAUGUGACAUCACGCAGGAGGGAAACCCCAGCUUUGUCCGAGCCCAGGGGAAUUUAAACAAAGUAGUUUAACAUCUGAUGGGACCCAACCAAGUCCUCAUCGGUGUUAUCACACUGAGGUGUGUAAUGCUUUGUUUAAAUUCACCUGCACUGGGACCAAGCUGUGGUUUCACUCCAGUGUGAUGUCACAUCGACGUGGACUUGGUUAGGUCCAAUAAGAUGUUUGACAAACAUACUUUGUUUCAAUUCACCUGGGCCAAACGCCCAAUUCAUGGGAACCAGCACAGAAUCAAAUAAAAAUAUGUUGCAGCA
Messenger RNA from Gadus macrocephalus (Pacific cod), 2961 nucleotides. RefSeq names its product ESX-1 secretion-associated protein EspI-like. The record is from RefSeq and is a predicted model, not a curated record. Bases 1285 to 2277 code for a protein of 330 amino acids. The transcript is spliced from 5 exons. NCBI's taxonomy places the organism in Eukaryota, Metazoa, Chordata, Actinopteri, Gadiformes, Gadidae.